AGUCACAUGAUCUUGUUAAACGGAAGUUGCUACAGCUGUUUCUGAAAACAUCAGCCGUGGAGGAUUAACAGCAGAUUAGAAGCAGCGGAGGAGUCAGGAUGACCACCGCCGCGCUGACAGCGGGUCUGGACCGGAUCCCGGACCAGCUCGGGUACCUGGUCAUCAGUGAGGACGGAGUCCUGGCCUCCGCAGGCGAGCUGGAGAAUGAUGAGCACACAGCCAGCGUGAUGAUGCAGAUGGUUCGAACAGCGAGUCGCUUCAGGUUAUCGGGAUCACCGGAGCCACCGUUCAAACGCAUGUCAGUGAUCUUGGAGGACUUCGUGUACGCGGUGACAGUAUCCGGUCAGAAAGUAUUUGUGGUCAAACGGCAACACAACCAGCAGGAGCCGGUCAGCGUCUGAUGAUGAAGAUGAUGAAGAGCUGCAGUCCAUCAGUUUGUGUUCAGAUUGUUUGUUUUAAUGUUGUUUGAAAUAAAUCAAUUUAAAAACUGAA
Salarias fasciatus (jewelled blenny) is the source of this 492-nucleotide messenger RNA. It is a transcript of the gene lamtor4, whose product is annotated as late endosomal/lysosomal adaptor, MAPK and MTOR activator 4. Bases 99 to 401 code for a protein of 100 amino acids. The record is from RefSeq and is a predicted model, not a curated record. Gene Ontology annotation, molecular function: guanyl-nucleotide exchange factor activity. Gene Ontology annotation, cellular component: Ragulator complex; lysosome. The transcript has 4 exons. Lineage: Eukaryota; Metazoa; Chordata; Actinopteri; Blenniiformes; Blenniidae. Gene Ontology annotation, biological process: positive regulation of TOR signaling; cellular response to amino acid stimulus.